UUUUCCUAUAACACAGAGGGGCGCCUGCUUUCCCUCGGGAAACCUGGGGAGACAACGCGUGCUGAAGCACAUUAAGUGUCAACAGCGGAAACUACAGGAAUCCGCCCUAAACAAUAACAACCACACCGCACUCAGCACGCGCUCCCGGGACAGGACGUUGCCUUCGCCGAGCGCCGGUUUUGUGCGGCACGAGCCGGGUCUUCAGGCGGCGGGUGGGCGCGCACUGUGGCUCAGCAGAUACAGUCAAAACACCGCCCUGUAGGGGUGCGGAGACGCUGUUCCCUCCGCGGGACUCGUAGAGCCUUUGUACUAAAGAAAGCCGGAAAUGUUAGCACACCGAGCAGGCAGGCGGAUCCGCGGGCAGCCCGCGCGCUCGAGGUCCCCGGCCGCGGCGCGGCGUGGCGGGAAGGAGGAAGUUUCAAAGAGGAGUAGUGGGCUCAGUUGCACCUACUCGGGCAAGAUGAAGUUGCACUGCGAGGUGGAGGUGAUCUGUCGGCAGUUGCCGGCCUUGGGACUGAGAAACCGAGGCAGAGGGGUCCGGGCGGUGCUGAGCCUCUGUCAGCAGACGCCCAGGAGUCAGCCGCGGCCGCGGGUGGGGGUCGAAACGGGCGGCCCGCGACCCGCUUGCCUGCUCAUCUCCACCCUGAAGGACAAGCGUGGGACCCGCUAUGAGCAGCUAAAGGAGAACAUUGAGCAAUUCUUCACCAAAUUUGUGGAUGAAGGGAAAGCCACUGUUCGGUUAAAGGAACCUCCUGUGGAUAUCUAUUUAAGUAAGGCCAAUUCCAGUAGUUUAAAGGGUUUCCUUUCAGCUGUGAGACUGGCUCACCAAGGUUGUGAUGUUGAGGCACCACUUUCAACCCUCACACCAGUAAAGACUUCAGAAUUUGAAAAAUUUAAAACUAAAAUGGUUAUCACAUCCAAAAAGGACUAUCCUCUAAGCAAGAACUUUCCAUAUUCUCUGGAACAUCUUCAGACUUCUUAUUGUGGGCUUUCCCGGGUUGAUAUGCGUAUGCUUUGCUUAAAAAACCUUAAGAAAUUAGACUUGAGUCACAAUCAUAUAAAAAAGCUUCCAGCUACAAUUGGAGAUCUUAUCCACCUUCAAGAACUUAAUCUUAAUGACAAUCACUUGGAGUCAUUUAAUGUGGCCUUGUGUCAGUCUACACUCCAGAAGUCACUUCAGAGUUUGGAUCUCAGCAAGAACAAAAUUAAGGCACUCCCUGUGCAGUUUUGCCAGCUCCGAGAACUUACAGAUUUGAAACUUGAUGAUAAUGAAUUGAUUCGAUUUCCUUUCAAGAUAGGACAACUGAAAAACCUGCGUUUUUUGUCAGCAGCUCGAAAUAAGCUUCCUUUUUUGCCUAGUGAAUUUAAAAAUUUGUCUCUUGAGUACUUGGAUCUUUUUGGAAAUACUUUUGAACAACCAGAGGUCCUCCCAAUUAUAAUGCUGCAAGCACCAUUAACUUUAUUGGAAUCUUCUGCACGAACCAUAUUAUAUAACAGGAUUCCAUAUGGCUCUCAUAUCAUUCCUUUCCAUCUGUGCCAAGAUUUGGAUACUGCAAAAACCUGUGUUUGUGGAAGAUUCUGUCUAAGCUGUUUCAUCCAAGGAACUACUACCAUGAAUCUACACUCUGUUGCUCACACUGUGGUCCUAGUAGAUAACAUGGGUGGUACUGAAGCACCUAUAAUCUCUUACUUCUGUUCUUUAACCUGUUACGUAAAUAACUCUGAUAUGUUAAAGUAAUAGGUGAUGCCACAAAAAGAAAUUUCAUAUAAUUGCAAAUCAGUUUGCUAUUCAUUUAUGAUUUCGGUGUCAAAUUGGAGAAAGGGAAGCUUUUUGUAUACUUGCUUGAAGGGAGGAAUAUGUGUUGUUCCAGCUUUUUAAAUCAUUUGAUUCUAAACCUUUGAUUUCAUUAAAACCCAAUUUAAUUUUAU
Messenger RNA from Choloepus didactylus (southern two-toed sloth), 1929 nucleotides. RefSeq names its product leucine rich repeat protein 1 (gene LRR1). The record is from RefSeq and is a predicted model, not a curated record. The transcript is spliced from 4 exons. Gene Ontology annotation, molecular function: protein binding. The coding region runs from base 326 to 1738 and encodes 470 amino acids. Lineage: Eukaryota; Metazoa; Chordata; Mammalia; Pilosa; Megalonychidae.